AUGUCUACAACUGAGGACAAAAAUAUUAAAGUAGACGCAGAGGAGUUUUGGAGAAAAGCUGAUGCUUCGCUUUUGAACUAUGGAACUCCCUUUGUAAGAGAAAUAAUUGUCAAAGCGGAAGGAGCUUACAUUUAUACCAGCGAAGGUAGAAAGAUACUUGAUUUUACAUCGGGCCAAAUGUCAUGUUUAAUUGGACACGGAAAUGAAGAGAUCGCUGAGACAAUUGAAAAAUAUGCUAGAAGAUUAGAUCAUAUAUAUUCAGGUAUGAUCUGCGAACCAGUUGUUGACCUUGCAUAUAAAUUAACUUCACUUCUACCAAAUGGGCUUGAUAGGGCAAUAUUCUUAAGUACUGGAGCCGAAGCCAAUGAAUGUGCCAUUAAAUUAGCUAAGACUUUCACUGGAAAGUUUGAAGUUGUUGCAUUGUCCUUAUCAUGGCAUGGAAUGACUGGCACUGCAAGCUCGUGUACUUAUCAAGCUGGAAGGACUGGUCAUGGCCCAACGACUCCUGGAUCAUUGGUUAUACCUGCACCAAAUGAAUACAGAUCAAUUUUUCAUUAUCAGGAUGGCUCGUAUGAUUGGAAGACCGAGUUGGAAUACGGAUGGUCGUUGGUUGAUGCUUCGUCAGUUGGAUCCUUAGCAGCUGUAAUACUUGAGCCCGUUUUAUCUUCUGGCGGUAUGUUAGUUUUACCAGAAGGUUAUUUAAAAGAAAUGAAACAUCACUGUGAAAAGAGAGGAAUGUUGCUAAUUGUUGAUGAAGCGCAAACUGCUAUUGGCAGAUCAGGAUCAAUGUUUGCAUUUGAAGAAUCGGGUAUAGUUCCAGAUUUUUUAUGCCUUAGUAAGACUAUUGGUAAUGGAAUCCCCUUGUCUUCCGUGAUCACAUCUGACAAAAUUGCUGAAGAUACUUCUAAAAAGGGGUUUUUAUUCUACACAACGCAUGUCAAUGAUCCUAUCCCAGCUGCAGUUGGCCUGAAAGUUUUGGAUAUAGUUAUGAAGAAUAAAUAUGUCAAUAAUGCAAGACAUAGAGGAAAUCAACUAAGAAAGGGCCUUAAGGAAUUAAGCAAAUUCUAUAAAGCAAUCGGAGAUGUUAGGGGAAUAGGUUUGAUGGUAGGUCUUGAAAUUGUCAAAGAAAAUACCAAAGAAAGUGAUAACGAGCUGGCUGCGAAAUUAGCGGCAACUAUGAUGUCCUUAGGGUUAUCUGCUAACUUAUUAUCUGUCAAAUCCUUCGGUGGUAUUUUUAGAAUGGCACCUCCAAUUUCGAUUACAGAACAAGAAAUUGAAAUGGCUUUGAAAAUAAUUGCAUCAUCAUUUGCUGUGAUCUACGAUUAA
This is a messenger RNA of Priceomyces carsonii, 1326 nucleotides long. RefSeq names its product aspartate aminotransferase family protein. The record is from RefSeq and is a predicted model, not a curated record. Gene Ontology annotation, cellular component: mitochondrion. The transcript has a single exon. Bases 1 to 1326 code for a protein of 441 amino acids. Gene Ontology annotation, molecular function: L-alanine:glyoxylate transaminase activity; pyridoxal phosphate binding. Gene Ontology annotation, biological process: glyoxylate catabolic process. NCBI's taxonomy places the organism in Eukaryota, Fungi, Ascomycota, Pichiomycetes, Serinales, Debaryomycetaceae.